Felis catus (domestic cat) is the source of this 2130-nucleotide messenger RNA. Its product is annotated as predicted GPI-anchored protein 58. Lineage: Eukaryota; Metazoa; Chordata; Mammalia; Carnivora; Felidae. The transcript has 2 exons. The coding region runs from base 145 to 804 and encodes 219 amino acids. The record is from RefSeq and is a predicted model, not a curated record.
CUCGGCGGCGGCCGCUGCUCGCGCUCGCGGUCUAGGGCGCGCAGGAGGCGCCGGGCACUCCGGCCGCGGGCAGCUCGGGGGCACGGCGGCUGAGGCGGCCGGGAGGGAGGGGGCCCGCGCCCGGCUCAGCUGUCGCUACGCGGCAUGGCCGGGACGCCCCGCGUGCCCUCAAGCCGGGAGAGGACUCGCAGCAGCCCCGGGGCUGCGGGCGGCGGCGGCCGGGGUGGCUGCGGCGGCUCCCGCUCCGCCUCCUUCUCUGGCCCCGGGUCUGCAGCUGCGACGGCCGCCCGCUCGCCUCCUCCUCCUCUUACCCCUCCUUCCCUCCGCCUCGAGCGUGUGAGGAGGAGCCGCGGGUCUGAGAAACGCCAUAGCAGCGCUCCCAGCACUGACCAACAAGGUGCGAGCAACGCCUGCGCAGCUCGGGGAGACGCCGCCUCCGCCUCCGCCUCCCCGGCGCAGCCCGCUCCGCCUCCCGCUCGGCCUCCGCCUCCCGCGGCCCGGCGGGCUCGGCUGGGCGUCAGCCUCUCGGCCGCGGCCGCCGACGCCUGCGGCUCGGCGCGCUCUGCAAGCUUUAGCUCUCGCUCCCCCGUCCGACCGCUCCGGCGCCCUGCAGCCUCGCCGGGCGCCACGGCGCGCCCGGACUCCUUCGCAGCCCAGGGCCCUUCCCGGAGCCCAGCAGGAGCGGAGCAAGCUCGGGAAUCUUUCUCUCAGUCGUGGCGUCGGGCACGGUCCCCUGCUGCUCCUCACUCUGCCACCGGAGUUGCUAAGGCCACAGAAGAGACCUCUUUGGUGCUCACCUCUUGAGAGUGCCACAGACAGACCAGGCGGGGAAAGGCAGGCGCGGAGCAAGAGGCCGAGCCAUUCUCCCCCAACCUCACAACUCUGUAAACGGAGCUGGAAGUUAAUCCUACCAGUCUAGACUUUGCUAGGCAGCCUGGAAAAGGCCGAAGCACCCAGAUGGAGAAAGUAACCUGGUUAACUGCAGUCCAGAAGCAGAUGAUCCUUCUUCUGACCAAAGGUCAGAGGUCACAAGUAGCCUGUCACAGUUCCUGCCUCUCUCACCUCACUUCAUCUCAUGCGGCCAUUUUAUCGUCUCCUGUCAUCACAAGAAGAAGCGUGAGUACAGUACAAUAAGAUAUUCUGAAACAGAGAGACCACAUUUACAUAACUUAUUACAGUACAUUGUUAUACUUGUUCUAUUUUAUUGUUAUUAUUGCUAAUCUCUUACUGUGCCUAAUUUAUAAACUAAACUUUAUCAUAGGUGUGUACAUACAGGAAAAAAAAAUAGUAGAGCUAGGGUUCAGCGCUGUCCACAGUUUCAGACAUCCCCUGGGGAUCAUGGAAAUAGCCUCUGUGGAUAAGAAGAGAAUAUCAUGCUUGUAUUUCGUGAAAUGCUGUGUCUCCUCCUGCAAAAUGCUGACCACUUCUUCUCCUGUAUUCCCAUUGUACCUGGCAAUACCCCCUUUUUAACUGUGUUAAUUACACUGUGAUUUAUUAUCUGUUGUUAUGUGUGCUUUCCCUGCUAGACAGCAAUUAACUGUGGCCACUGAAAGUGUAUUUUAGUCACCUCUGUUUCUCCAGCUCCUGUCACCAUGCCUGGCCCAUGGAAAGUGCUCAAUUAAUGUUUGUCAGGUUGAAUAACAAGCUGAGUCAUGAGUCGUCCUCUGGCUCUAGAUUAUUUCAUAGGUCACUCCAUCUCUGAAUUAUAAACAAUUAUUAUUUAUCAAGUCCAGAAAACAACACCAUUUCCUAUCAGUUUGGAUCCGAAUUUUUUUCAUUCAUCUGAAAAUUUAAAUUUCUUUGAAAUUUAAAUUUCUUUGAAAUUUCUUUGAAAUCAAGAUCUGCACUUUUGCCACUGAACUGGGAAUGUACCUCUAGACUAUCAUUUACUAAAACUGUUAGUGUAUUGUGAGCUUAUUGUUUGUUAAUUUGUGGUCUCCCUUACUAGGAUUUUACCCUCAGAGGUGCUUGCUUUAUUAUCUUUGCAUCCCUAGCACCUGGCAUAUAGAAGGCACGAUCUCUCAAUAGAUGUUGGAUAGAUAGAGAGAGAGAGAUGAUAGAUAUAAACAGAUAAAUUGGUCUUUCUUUUAUCUAUCUAUCUUAUUGAGAAAAUGGAUAAAUGAAAUCCCA